GUUCUCAUCGCGGUGGUGUGAGCUCCGCCGCGCUCGAGCGGCCUGGGACCAGGCCUUUGUUAGCCCAGCGCAUCCUAGGCGUUGUGGCCGCCCCGGGUUUCGCUCGGCGAGGCUGAUCAGUGCUUUCACAGCGGGGACGAUCAGGGAGACGCUCCACUCUAUAGGGCCUCCUUUCUAAGCCUAACUCGGUGGCAGAAGACCUGGAAAACUUUGAAAACAAGUUCAGAUUUCCAGGCUUGCCUCCGUCCACUAAAUCGGAAAGCCUCCAAGGCAAAGAAGCUCAGAAGGGACCUCUGCUCUUCGACGACCUCCCUCCGGCCAGCAGUACUGACUCAGGUACAGUCUUCAGGCUCUCCCAGGAUCAGGGGGACCUUUGCUUUUUGAUGAUCUCCCACCAGCCAGCAGUGGGGAUUCAGGUUCUCUUGACGCUUCGAUGUCCCAGACGGUAAAGAACGAAGGGAAAGGAGCAAAGAGAAGAGCCCCUGAAGAAGAGAACGGCAGCGAAGAGCUUGUGGAAAAGAAAGUUUGUAAAGCCUCCUCGGUGAUCUUUGGUCUGAAAGGCUACGUGGCUGAGCGGAAGGGCGAGCGGGAGGAGAUGCAGGACGCCCACGUCAUCCUGAACGACAUCACUGAGGAGUGCAGGCCCCCAUCGUCCCUCAUUACCCGGGUUUCAUAUUUUGCUGUUUUUGAUGGACACGGAGGAAUUCGAGCCUCAAAAUUUGCUGCACAGAACUUGCAUCAGAACUUGAUCAGGAAAUUUCCUAAAGGAGACGUAGUCAGCGUAGAGAAAACCGUGAAGAGAUGCCUUUUGGACACUUUCAAGCAUACUGACGAAGAGUUCCUUAAACAAGCUUCAAGCCAGAAGCCUGCCUGGAAAGAUGGCUCCACUGCCACGUGUGUCCUGGCCGUGGACAACAUCCUGUACAUCGCCAACCUCGGAGACAGUCGGGCAAUCCUGUGUCGGUUUAAUGAGGAGAGUCAGAAGCACGCGGCCUUAAGCCUCAGCAAGGAGCACAACCCCACCCAGUAUGAGGAGCGGAUGAGAAUACAGAAGGCUGGCGGGAACGUCAGGGACGGACGUGUCUUGGGUGUGCUGGAGGUGUCGCGCUCCAUCGGGGACGGGCAGUACAAGCGCUGCGGGGUCACCUCUGUGCCAGACAUCAGACGCUGCCAGCUGACCCCCAACGACAGGUUCAUUUUGCUGGCCUGUGACGGCCUCUUCAAGGUCUUUACCCCGGAAGAAGCUGUCAACUUCAUCUUGUCCUGCCUGGAGGAUGAGAAGAUCCAGAGCCGAGAAGGGAAGCCCACAGUGGACGCGCGCUAUGAAGCAGCCUGCAACAGGCUGGCCAACAAGGCAGUGCAGCGGGGCUCGGCGGACAACGUCACGGUGAUGGUGGUGCGGAUAGGGCAGUGAGGGCGCGGCGAGGCCAGGGUCGCGGCAUGUGCAGACUUCAGAGGUUCAUUGUGUGUGUGUGUGUGUGCACAUUACGUGUGUUUCGUGUACUCCUGUGGGACUCCCAUGGUUGUAAAUAAAGGUUUCUUUUUUUUUCUAGUC
Molecule: messenger RNA, 1555 nt
Organism: Herpailurus yagouaroundi (jaguarundi)
Lineage: Eukaryota; Metazoa; Chordata; Mammalia; Carnivora; Felidae
Gene: ILKAP
Product: ILK associated serine/threonine phosphatase
Exons: 12
Coding region: 434-1414 (326 amino acids)
Biological process (GO): protein dephosphorylation
Molecular function (GO): cation binding; protein serine/threonine phosphatase activity
Source: RefSeq, a predicted model, not a curated record